AUGGCUCCGUCGAUCUUCCAACACCUCAGCGAGGGAAUAACGGCAUCCCAUUCGACACUUGUGCUCGUAUCAACCCAUGUGGUGCUUCCUGACGAAGUCCACCCUGCAACGAUCGUGAUAUGUCAGCCUCGUGGCAGGAUCGCAGCCAUUUAUAGAAGUAUCGUGCCACAGUCCUUUUUCCCCAAAGACACCACCUAUAUCGAUUAUCAUGACCUUGUCCUGAUGCCCGGGCUAGUCGACACGCAUGUCCAUCUCAACGAACCCGGCCGCACAUCUUCUGAAGGCUUCUACACAGGAACCCAAGCGGCGGCUUCAGGUGGAAUAACCACCGUCGUCGACAUGCCCUUGAACUCAAUCCCCGCCACAACAAGUCUGAAAGCCCUUGGAACAAAGGUCCAAGCAGCCCAAGGCAAAUGUUGGGUCGACGUCGGGUUUUUAGGCGGCAUUGUCCCUGGCAAUACAGCUGAAAUGAAACCUAUGAUCCGCGCCGGCAUUCGAGGGUUUAAGGGCUUUCUCAUCGACAGCGGCGUACCAGAGUUUCCUCAAGUUCUUCCAAGCGAUAUCUCAAACGCAUUGGAAGAAAUCUCCUCCGAACCUACCAUGCUCAUGUUCCACGCCGAGAUGCUACCAAAACCGAACAGCGAAGGGCAGCUGUCCGAGAAAACGUCAGACUCUCCAUAUCUCUAUCCAAUAUCUGCACGAGACCAGAGCUAUGUAUACUCGGAAUUCCUGCACAGUCGACCUCCAAGCUUUGAGACCAGAGCAGUGGGGGAACUGAUUUCACUAGCCAAAACCCAUCCAUUGGUUCCGAUCCAUGUUGCUCACGUCUCUACUGCAGAAGUGAUCCCCAUCAUCAAGGCUGCCCAGGACCAGGGCGUUAAUAUAUCGGCCGAGACAUGCUUCCACUACCUGUCAUUGUCAGCUGAAGAGGUGCCAGUCCGAGACACGAGAUACAAAGCAGAACCUCCCAUUCGAGAGGCAACAAACAAGGCCAAGCUAUGGUCGAGCCUCCUCAAACCUACCGAUCCAGAGAAAUCGAUGGUAUAUCCUCAUGCUAGUUCAACACUCUCGCUACCAUCGCCACUCCGGCGGCAGCCUAUCUCCAUGAUCGUUUCAGACCACUCUCCCUGCGCCCCCAGCGACAAACUCCUCCCUUCUUAUAUCCCGCCGCACAGCGAGCCACCGGCAUACCACGACGACGUGAUCAAAGCGGCCAAUGGAGAUUUCUUUCAUGCUUGGGGAGGUAUAUCAUCACUUGGAUUGGGCCUCUCGGUAAUAUUGACGGAGUUACACAAACAAAGCGGGCGUGUGCCUCAGCGGGAACGGGAUGCGGGUGUUACAGACCCACCUCCCAGCCUAGAUGAAUCAAUUUUAUUGCAGCUAUCACAUUGGAUGUCGGCAAAUCCCGCACGGUUGGUUGGCCUGGAGCACCAGAAAGGUCGUCUGCAGGUUGGGUUUGAUGGCGACGUGCUGGUCUUGGAUCCGCACCGCUACUGGACCGUCGAGGGAGCCGACAUGAAGUUCAAACACAAGAUGAGCCCGUACCAAGGUCGUAGCCUCCGGGGAAGAGUGUUGGAAACAUGGGUCCGCGGACAGAGAGUCUUUGAUCUUCAAGGCCCCAAUGGAGGGUUCGGUGACUCGCCACCUCAAGGCACCCUCCUCCUCGAGCCUCGGAUUGCACACCAAGAAGACGAGGGAGGGGGGUGUGUCUGUCGUCGGCCAACGUCUUUGGAGUGCUGUAGCCCCCAAAACUGCGACAGUGGCGCUUUGUUCACUGGAGAUCAGCACUGGCCUUCUCUGAGCACUUUGGUCCACCAGGCAGUUGGAAUUUGUUGCGGCGUCAACAGGAUCUCCAUCUAG
Exophiala mesophila is the source of this 1860-nucleotide messenger RNA. RefSeq lists its product as uncharacterized. Gene Ontology annotation, biological process: purine nucleobase catabolic process. The transcript has 2 exons. Lineage: Eukaryota; Fungi; Ascomycota; Eurotiomycetes; Chaetothyriales; Herpotrichiellaceae. The record is from RefSeq and is a predicted model, not a curated record. Gene Ontology annotation, molecular function: allantoinase activity. Gene Ontology annotation, cellular component: cytoplasm. The coding region runs from base 1 to 1860 and encodes 619 amino acids.